AUGAUUAUCGAGGUAUAUAUGCAACACAUUCAGAGCCUUAUGAAAUUUUUCUUUGGCCAGGAAAAUAUUUGUUUGAAUUAUUGGGACGUAUCUGGUGGUGGAACUGCAGCUAACGGAGCUUACGUGAGAGGAUAUAUUAAAUUUGAGAAACCUAUAAUUUAUAUCUUCAUGUCGGAUCUCAAAUCUAUACUGGUGCAAAAACUUCCAUCUUUAGGCGGCGGAGGUCCAGGCCAAUUUUCUGGUGGGGAUCAUCCGUCAUCCGUCUUGAACCAGGCGAUUUUAUGGAAUUUCAACGGUUUGAAAAGUCGAAUAAAGUCGUUGCUGCUGCGUGCAGGUGUUGGUGAUGGGCUGUUUGGAUUCAACAAGCUCAUCUGA
Messenger RNA from Trichomonas vaginalis G3, 375 nucleotides. RefSeq lists its product as uncharacterized. The record is from RefSeq and is a predicted model, not a curated record. The transcript has a single exon. Lineage: Eukaryota; Parabasalia; Trichomonadida; Trichomonadidae. Bases 1 to 375 code for a protein of 124 amino acids.